Limanda limanda (common dab) is the source of this 2680-nucleotide messenger RNA. It is a transcript of the gene pfkfb3, whose product is annotated as 6-phosphofructo-2-kinase/fructose-2,6-biphosphatase 3. The transcript has 16 exons. Gene Ontology annotation, molecular function: 6-phosphofructo-2-kinase activity; fructose-2,6-bisphosphate 2-phosphatase activity; ATP binding. Gene Ontology annotation, biological process: fructose 2,6-bisphosphate metabolic process; fructose metabolic process. Bases 147 to 1763 code for a protein of 538 amino acids. Lineage: Eukaryota; Metazoa; Chordata; Actinopteri; Pleuronectiformes; Pleuronectidae. The record is from RefSeq and is a predicted model, not a curated record. Gene Ontology annotation, cellular component: cytosol.
AGCGUGCUCUCACUCCUCCUCCAGCCCCGGUUCACUGCUGCUCCUCAGCGGAACGCACGACGACCCACCGGCUCCUGACAGGCCUCUCGCCCCGGAUCUAAGCGGCUCGGUUCCCCUGUGCAGAUCGGCUUUUCGCUCCCUGAGGGAUGCCCAGAGAGCUGACCCAGAACAGGAUCCAAAAGAUCUGGGUUCCCACCAAAGAUGACAAGCCGGCCCCGCGGAGAGCAGCUGGCGCUCUCCACCUGGCCUACACCCCCACCGUCAUCGUGAUGGUGGGCCUGCCGGCUCGAGGCAAAACGUACAUGUCAAAGAAACUCACCCGCUACCUCAACUGGAUCGGCAUGCCUACCAAAGUCUUUAACGUCGGAGAGUACCGCAGGGAGGCGGUCAAGAACUACAGCUCCUAUGACUUCUUCAAGUCGGAUAAUGAGUGUGCCGUGAAAAUCAGGCAGCAGUGUGCCUUAGCAGCCUUGAGGGAUGUCAAGUCCUAUCUGAAGGACGAGGGAGGCCAUGUAGCGGUCUUCGAUGCCACAAACACAACAAGGGACAGACGAGACAUGAUCCUCAAGUUCGGCGAUGAGAAUGGCUUCAAGAUUUUUUUCAUCGAGUCUGUUUGCGAUGAUCCCAGCGUCAUCGCGUCCAACAUCAUGGAAGUGAAGGUGUCAUGUCCAGACUACCGGGACUGCAACAAGACCGACGCCAUGCUGGAUUUCCAGAGGAGAAUCGAGUGCUACAAAACCAGCUACCAACCCCUGGACCCCGAUCAGCACGACAGGGAUCUCUCCUUCAUCAAGGUGAUUGAUGUCGGCCGGCGGUUCCUCGUCAACCGGAUCCAAGAUCACAUCCAGAGCAAGAUCGUCUACUACCUGAUGAACAUCCACAUCCAGCCCCGCACCAUCUACCUGUGUCGGCAUGGAGAGAGCACCGACAACCUGGAGGGACGGCUCGGGGGGGACUCUGGCCUCUCGCCGCGGGGCAGACAGUUUUCCGCCGCCCUGAGCCGGUUUGUUGAGGAGCAGAAACUGGAGAAUCUGAAGGUGUGGACCAGCCAGCUGUGUUGCAGCAUCCAGACGGCCGAGCACCUUGGAGUCCAGUACGAACAGUGGAAGGCUCUUAAUGAGAUCGAUGCCGGAUUGUGUGAGGAGUUGACGUACGAUGAGGUGAAGGAGAAAUACCCAGAGGAGUUUGCUUUGAGAGAUGAAGAUAAAUACUACUACCGCUAUCCUGCCGGAGAGUCCUACCAGGACCUGGUCCAGCGGGUGGAGCCGGUCAUCAUGGAGCUGGAGAGGCAGGAGAACGUCCUGGUUAUUUGCCACCAGGCCGUCAUGCGCUGCCUGCUGGCCUACUUCCUGGAUAAGAGCGCAGAUGAGAUGCCCUACCUGAGAUGCCCCCUGCACACGGUGCUGAAGCUCACCCCGGUCGCCUACGGGUGCAAAGUGGAGUCCAUCUCUUUGAAUGUGGAGGCAGUGAACACCCAUAGAGACAGACCUGAGGAGGUGAGGAGGGGCCCCGGCACCCUGAUCAGGAGGAACAGCGUGACUCCCCUGACCAGCCCCGAGUCAAACAUUAAGAAACCUCGAAUCGAUGACCUGGACGAGGCUCCGAUCCAGGAGCUGCCUCCAUCGGCCGCCUCACUGGCUCUCUGCAGCCCCUCCCACCUCCCUCUCACCUUGGCCGGACAGCACUGGCUGGGUAAAGUCUGCCUACGAACCACCCUCCACUGUCUCAAAGUGGUUUCGCCCUUAGUCUUCCAAAGAACCUGAGGAGGAGCUCAUCCGGCCGCCAUGACAUCCUGCAGCCCUGCCAAUGAAAAAGCACCAAUGUGGAAAGCGGAUCAGUGGCGAAGAAGAGAAUAGCAGUGGAAAAAAUAAGGAAAAAGGAAAUUGGAUUUUCGAAAAAAGCAACAUUUCUCAAAUUGUCAAACAUCAAGGAUCAACUGGAUGAAUGUGUAAUUUUGUCUGUAUAAGACGAAAACCUUUAAUCGUUCCAAAAGGACGAUGGGUACCUGAUUGUUUCACCGUCGAGUGCCUGUAGUGCUUGUUCUGCAAGCCUGACGCCGCUUCUCUCGCUAUUUCCGUGGACUUGAUCGCUUGAGGAGAGGCGCCACAUUUCACCUAAUAACUCCACAUAUCGUUUCAAUAUCUUAUUUUUCACAGUUUGAAUAUUUAUUUUUCAUUACGAUGUAGUUUAAAACAGUACUUGUCGAUCAUUUGAUAAAGUUCCCUCCGCCGAUUGGGGGGAACCUUUUAUUUGGCUUGGUUUCCUGUUGCCGUCAUUGUCUGCAACGCACAAAUGUAAGCACUUCUAUUUUUGUUAUAACAAUGCGUGCUGUUAAUAAUAUACUUGUAAAUUUUAGUGUACAUACAGUGUAAGGAGAGAUGUGUGGGGGAUGUGUGCAUGUAAUCGUGUUUUUGAAUGUGUUGGGACUGAAUGCAAAGGAGGAGGCGUGUGGAGAAAGAAGCUGCGGCUCACGUCUCUCAGUAAAACUCUAAACCUGUUUUUGCUUGAGAUACUUGAAAUAUGUUUUUUGUAAAAACUGUUUUAUUAUACUAUUAAUUUAUUUUUACGUAGUUUUGAAUGACUGACUGAUUGAAGGACUACUACACAUGAGAGGACAGUAUGUUGUACAGUUGAUUUUGCUGGCCUUGCUGGACCAAUAAAUUCACUCCGGGAAAAUACA